GAUAGUUGCACUUGUACCAGUAGGUUGGUACUGUUACCGUACGUUUCGGAGGUUGAUACAAAUUAGUAUCGCUUAUUUUUAUUAUCAGCAAUAAGAGUCAUGCGUUGGUUGUAGUUGAAAUAAUAAAUAGUACCCUCUGUCAAGAUGAUAGGGGGUUUAUUUGUAUAUAAUCACAAAGGAGAAGUACUCAUCUCCAGAGUAUAUAGAGAUGACAUUGGACGAACUGCGGUCGAUGCAUUUCGUGUUAAUGUCAUUCAUGCCAGGCAGCAAGUACGGUCGCCUGUUACCAACAUUGCAAGAACUUCAUUCUUCCAUAUAAAACGAGCUAACAUUUGGUUAGCUGCUGUCACCAAGCAAAAUGUCAAUGCAGCAAUGGUGUUUGAGUUCUUGUUAAAAAUCAUUGACGUUAUGCAGUCAUACUUUGGCAAGAUUUCUGAGGAGAACAUUAAGAACAACUUUGUAUUAAUUUAUGAACUAUUGGAUGAAAUUUUGGAUUUUGGGUAUCCACAGAAUUGUGAUACUGGAGUAUUAAAGACAUUCAUUACUCAACAAGGAGUAAAAACAGCGACCAAAGAAGAACAGGCUCAGAUAACUUCCCAAGUAACUGGUCAGAUUGGAUGGAGACGAGAGGGUAUUAAGUACAGACGCAACGAGUUAUUCCUGGAUGUACUUGAAUCUGUAAAUCUCUUAAUGAGCCCUCAAGGCCAAGUGCUUAGUGCUCAUGUUGCUGGAAAGGUCGUGAUGAAAUCUUAUUUGUCCGGUAUGCCAGAAUGCAAGUUUGGAAUCAAUGAUAAAAUUGUUAUGGAAUCUAAAGGUAUGAAAGGUGGCGGUGGUUUGGGAGGUGGGGGAGAUGAUCCUACCGGUGCUAGAUCCGGUAAACCUGUUGUUGUUAUCGAUGACUGCCAAUUUCAUCAAUGCGUUAAACUCAGUAAAUUUGAAACAGAACAUGCAAUUAGUUUCAUUCCACCCGACGGCGAAUUCGAGUUGAUGAGAUAUCGUACAACUAAGGAUAUAUCAUUGCCAUUCCGUGUCAUUCCAUUGGUGCGCGAGGUGGGCCGUACAAAGAUGGAAGUAAAAGCAGUCCUAAAAUCAAAUUUUAAGCCAUCCCUGUUGGGACAAAAGAUCGAAGUACGCGUACCGACGCCUUUGAACACCGCGGGUGUACAAUUGAUUUGUUUGAAAGGAAAAGCGAAGUACAAAGCGUCGGAAAACGCGAUUGUAUGGAAAAUCAAACGCAUGCCUGGUAUGAAGGAAACUCAGUUGUCCGCGGAGAUUGAUUUACUUGAAACUGACACCAAGAAAAAAUGGACACGACCUCCGAUAUCGAUGAGUUUCGAGGUACCGUUCGCGCCAUCCGGAUUUAAAGUACGCUAUUUGAAAGUAUUUGAAUCCAAAUUAAAUUAUUCCGAUCACGACGUGAUAAAAUGGGUGCGAUAUAUAGGCCGAAGCGGGCUGUACGAGACACGAUGUUAACGUCUCGUUACAUAAAUUGUAAAUGAGUAAUCUCAAUGCAUAAAUACGAUUUUUUAAAAAUUGUUUCUUUUGCGACGCAUAUACCGAGCAGUUCUCCGAAAUACUCGGAUCAGUUGGCAAGCGAUUAAGAGGCGAAAUAAUGGGGAUACCAAGAGGGAAAAGUUUUUUGUGCCAAUGUUUUUUGUCAUCUGAUUUUUCAUAUUGUGCGUUAUAUUUUACCGUAACGUGUGCAUUAUAUUUAAGAACUGUUUUAUACAUUUUAUUUUAUCUGAAUUUUAAUAGAAAUCGCGUUUCAAAGAAGGUUGGCGUUUGUAAUUUCGUACAACGAUAUAGAUUUUAUUCCGAAUGUACAAGAUCUGUGUAACAUUGUAUUUAGUCAUCGUACAUUAUGUUGAUAACAUCGUUCGUUUAUUUGCUCAAGAUGAAAAACAAACCUCUUCGGUAUCAAUAUGACAAAAAAAGAAAAAAUACUAUAAGUAUUGCUGUGAACAUCGAGGAUAAAUGUAACAUAUGCGCAAUGAACUUUUAGGUUAUUGAAAACAUUUGUUGUCAACUAUGAAAAUUAAUAGAGAAUGUCUUGAUUUACUGUAAGGAAAGAAUUAUGUCUCUCUAUGUUAAUAUUCAUAUGCAUAAUAAAGUAUAUAUGUGAUUUAA
Colletes gigas is the source of this 2127-nucleotide messenger RNA. It is a transcript of the gene AP-2mu, whose product is annotated as AP-2 complex subunit mu. Gene Ontology annotation, molecular function: clathrin-cargo adaptor activity. The transcript is spliced from 5 exons. NCBI's taxonomy places the organism in Eukaryota, Metazoa, Arthropoda, Insecta, Hymenoptera, Colletidae. Gene Ontology annotation, biological process: clathrin-dependent endocytosis; intracellular protein transport. The record is from RefSeq and is a predicted model, not a curated record. Gene Ontology annotation, cellular component: cytoplasmic vesicle; AP-2 adaptor complex. The coding region runs from base 145 to 1473 and encodes 442 amino acids.